This is a messenger RNA of Sorex fumeus (smoky shrew), 925 nucleotides long. It is a transcript of the gene CIMAP1B, whose product is annotated as ciliary microtubule associated protein 1B. Lineage: Eukaryota; Metazoa; Chordata; Mammalia; Eulipotyphla; Soricidae. The coding region runs from base 112 to 873 and encodes 253 amino acids. The record is from RefSeq and is a predicted model, not a curated record. Gene Ontology annotation, cellular component: cytoskeleton. The transcript has 7 exons.
GUUGCCAGGAGGCCAGACCCGAACACAAUGGGGGCUGCGGGCCGGGCCAGGACGGAGCCGGACACUCCGCGGCGCGGGAGCAGGUAAGCGGCCAGCGCACGCCCGCGCAUCAUGGGCUCGGACGUGUGGGUGGGCCCGUGGCGGCCGCACCGCCCGCGGGGCCCCAUCGCGGCGCUCUACAGCGGCCCCGGGCCCAAGUACAUGCUCCCUCCCAACACCGGCUACGCCCUGCACGACCCGUCUCGGGCCCGCGCCCCCGCCUUCACCUUCGGCUCGCGCCUCCCCACGCUGUCAGCUCCGAGCGGCCCAGGCCCCGGCUACCUGGUGCCGCCGCGCAUGACCGCGCGCGGGCGCGACGGCACCCCCGCCUUCUCCAUCUACGGCCGUCCGCGCGCCACCACGGCCUUCCGCACCCCGGGACCGGGCAGGUACCGUCCGGAGCUGGCCGGGAACGUGGCAUACCCCAGUGCGCCGCGGUACACCCUAGCUCCCCGGAACUGGGGCCUGCGCGUGGAUACGCAUAUCCCAGGCCCAGCGACCUACAAGGUGCCAUCGCUCUUGGGCCCAAACUUGGUCAGUAAAGUCUCGGCCCCGACUUACUCUAUGAACGGCCGCAACCCGGUGGGCAGCUUCCUGGAGGACCUGAGCAAGACCCCAGGGCCCUGCGCUUACCACGUGGUGAACACCGGCGUCUACAAGUCCCGGGCCCCCCAGUUCACCAUGCUGGCGCGAACGUCACUCCCCCAAGACCAGUCUCAGAAGCCCGGGCCAGCGGCCUACAACGUGGACCAGAACCGUAAGCCCGGAGGCUGGAGCUUCGGGAUCCGGCACUCGGACUACAUGGCCCCGCUGCUCAUCGACCCGGAGAAGUGACCCUCCCGCGCGCCCCUCCGCUGAUCACUUAAAACUUGAGAGUAGCCCUGCG